This is a messenger RNA of Bombus terrestris (buff-tailed bumblebee), 1487 nucleotides long. Its product is annotated as sorbitol dehydrogenase. Bases 111 to 1184 code for a protein of 357 amino acids. The transcript has 8 exons. Gene Ontology annotation, biological process: D-sorbitol catabolic process. The record is from RefSeq and is a predicted model, not a curated record. Gene Ontology annotation, molecular function: L-iditol 2-dehydrogenase (NAD+) activity; zinc ion binding. NCBI's taxonomy places the organism in Eukaryota, Metazoa, Arthropoda, Insecta, Hymenoptera, Apidae.
CGCGCACGCUCUUCUCUUCUAGUUUGAGUGUCAUUCUAGUGCUCUUCGCGGAAUCUAUUUUAGUAUAAAUCGUGUUCGUCGAUUGCUCUAACGACUUCUGCUUUUUUAUCAUGGCCAAAGACAACCUCACAGCUAUCCUCUAUGGUAUCAACGAUAUAAGACUGGAACAAACUCCGAUCGAGGAACCCGACCAAAAUGAGGUACUUUUGCAAAUGGGUUGCGUUGGAAUUUGUGGUUCCGAUGUUCAUUAUUUGGUAAAUGGUAGAAUAGGUGACUUUGUGGUGCGGGAACCUAUGAUAAUAGGUCACGAAUCUUCUGGAGUGGUUGUCAAACUUGGAAAAAAUGUAAAAAAUUUGAAGGUCGGUGAUCGAGUGGCCAUUGAACCCGGGGUAUCCUGUAGAAUGUGCAAAUUUUGUAAAGGAGGACGUUACAAUUUAUGCAAAGAGAUGGUAUUUUGCGCUACUCCUCCGGUACAUGGUAGUUUAAGACGUUUCUACAAGCACGCUGCCGAUUUUUGUUUCAAAUUACCAGACAAUGUGACGUUAGCGGAAGGAGCGCUACUGGAGCCUUUAUCAGUCGGUGUACACGCUUGUAAGCGCGCGCACAUCGGUAUCGGUUCGAAAGUUUUGAUUUUAGGAGCCGGACCGAUCGGUUUAUUAUCGUUAUUGGUAGCGAAAGCUAUGGGAGCUAGUAAAGUCGUUAUUAUGGUUACGGAACGAUCUGCUUUAGAUCUUUCACAAAAUCGGUUAGAUCUUGCAAAGAAACUUGGUGCUGAUGCAAUAUUAUUGACGACAAGGGAGGAUAAUGAGUCAAAAACUGCGGAGAAAAUUGUCCAGCUCUUGGGUGAAGAACCUGACACGACGAUCGACGCGUGUGGGGCACAGUCUAUGAUUCGAUUGGCGAUUCUCGUGACCAAAUCGGGUGGAGUGGCGGUUUUAGUAGGGAUGGGAGCACCGGAGGUUCAAAUUCCGUUGAUGAAUGCACUUGUAAGAGAAGUUGACAUUAGAGGUGUAUUCCGAUAUGCAAACGAUUACGGCGAUGCGCUGGAUCUCUUGACUUCUAAAAAAAUUGACGUGAAACCACUGAUAACUCAUAAUUAUAAGUUAGAGGAAACCGUUCAAGCUUUUGAAACUUCCAAAUCCGGACAAGAUAAUGUCGUUAAGGUUAUGAUACAUUGUAACUAGGAAAGUAAAUGACGAACCAAAGGGAAUUAUUUUUUAACAACCCCAGGUUGCAAUAAAUGUGAAACAUGCGCGCAAGAAAUUGAAAAAUAGAUGAUAUUAUUAAUAUUAAGGCAGUAGUAAGUCUUUUAUACGGAAUUGUUAUCGGUCACAAUAGGAUUAUUGACAAAACGUAAAUGAAAUGUAUGCUUUCUGAAUUUCCGAAGCUAAUGAUAAUUAGUAUUCGCUAAUUGUUCGUAUUUAGUUACGCUCUGUAUAUACAUGUAUGUAGGUACAUUUUUUAAUUAAAUGACAUAUGUACAUAUA